Closterium sp. NIES-65 is the source of this 2946-nucleotide messenger RNA. The record is from the annotation of a GenBank genome assembly. Lineage: Eukaryota; Viridiplantae; Streptophyta; Zygnematophyceae; Desmidiales; Closteriaceae.
AUGGACGUGGACGUGGACGUGGACGUGGACAUGGACGUGGACAUGGUGACGUGGACAUGGACGUGGACGUGGACGUGGACGUGGACGUGGACAUGGACGUGGACGUGGACGUGGACGUGGACGUGUGGACGUGGACGUGGACAUGGACGUGGACGUGGACGUGGACGUGGACGUGGACGUGGACAUGGACGUGGACAUGGACGUGGACAUGGACGUGGACAUGGACGUGGACGUGGACAUGGACGUGGACGUGGACGUGGACGUGGACGUGGACGUGGACGUGGACGUGGACGUGGAGGACGUGGACGUGGACGUGGACGUGGACGUGGAGGACGUGGACGUGGACGUGGACGUGGAGGACGUGGACGUGGACGUGGACGUGACGUGGACGUGGACAUGGACGUGGACGUGGACAUGGACGUGGACAUGGACGUGGACGUGGACGUGGACGUGGACGUGGACGUGGACGUGGACGUGGACGUGGACGUGGACGUGGACGUGGACGUGGACGUGGACGUGGACAUGGACGUGACGUGGACAUGGACGUGGACGUGGACAUGGACGUGGGUGGACGUGGACAUGGACGUGGACGUGGACGUGGACGUGGACCAUACACGUGGACGUGGACGUGGACGUGGACGUGGAGGACGUGGACGUGGACGUGGACGUGGAGGACUUGGACGUGGACGUGGACGUGGACGUGGACGUGGACGUGGACGUGGACGUGGACGUGGACGUGGACAUGGACGUGGACGUGGACGUGGACGUGGACGUGGACGUGGACGUGGACGUGGACGUGGACGUGGACGUGGACGUGGACGUGGACGUGGACGUGGACGUGGACGUGGACAUGGACGUGGACGUGGACGUGGACGUGGACGUGGACAUGGACGUGGACGUGGACAUGGACGUGGACAUGGACGUGGACGUGGACGUGGACGUGGACAUGGACGUGGACGUGGACGUGGACGUGGACAUGGACGUGGACGUGGACGUGGACAUGGACGUGGACGUGGACGUGGACGUGGACGUGGACGUGGACGUGGACGUGGACGUGGACGUGGACAUGGACGUGGACGUGGACGUGGACGUGGACGUGGACGUGGACGUGGACAUGGACGUGGACGUGGACGUGGACGUGGACGUGGACAUGGACGUGGACGUGGACGUGGACAUGGACGUGGACGUGGACGUGGACGUGGACAUGGACGUGGACAUGGACGUGGACGUGGACGUGGACAUGGACGUGGACAUGGACGUGGACAUGGACGUGGACGUGGACGUGGACGUGGACAUGGACGUGGACAUGGACGUGGACGUGGACGUGGACGUGGACGUGGACAUGGACGUGGACGUGGACGUGGACUGGACGUGGACGUGGACGUGGACGUGGACAUGGACGUGGACGUGGACAUGGACGUGGACAUGGACGUGGACGUGGACGUGGACGUGGACGUGGACGUGGACGUGGACGUGGACGUGGACGUGGACGUGGACGUGGACGUGGACGUGGACGUGGACGUGGACGUGGACAUGGACGUGGACGUGGACGUGGACGUGGACGUGGACGUGGACGUGGACGUGGACGUGGACAUGGACGUGGACGUGGACGUGGACAUGGACGUGGACGUGGACGUGGACGUGGACAUGGACGUGGACAUGGACGUGGACGUGGACGUGGACAUGGACGUGGACGUGGACGUGGACAUGGACGUGGACGUGGACGUGGACGUGGACAUGGACGUGGACGUGGACGUGGACGUGGACGUGGACGUGGACGUGGACGUGGACGUGGACGUGGACGUGGACGUGGACGUGGACGUGGACGUGGACGUGGACGUGGACGUGGACGUGGACGUGGACGUGGACAUGGACGUGGACGUGGACAUGGACGUGGACGUGGACAUGGACGUGGACGUGGACGUGGACAUGGACGUGGACGUGGACGUGGACGUGGACAUGGACGUGGACUUGGACGUGGACAUGGACGUGGACGUGGACGUGGACAUGGACGUGGACAUGGACGUGGACGUGGACAUGGACGUGGACGUGGACGUGGACAUGGACAUGGACGUGGACGUGGACGUGGACAUGGACGUGGACAUGGACGUGGACGUGGACGUGGACGUGGACGUGGACGUGGACAUGGACGUGGACGUGGACGUGGACGUGGACGUGGACGUGGACGUGGACGUGGACAUGGACGUGGACGUGGACGUGGACAUGGACAUGGACGUGGACGUGGACAUGGACGUGGACGUGGACGUGGACGUGGACAUGGACGUGGACGUGGACGUGGACAUGGACGUGGACAUGGACGUGGACAUGGACGUGGACGUGGACAUGGACGUGGACAUGGACGUGGACGUGGACGUGGACGUGGACGUGGACGUGGACAUGGACGUGGACGUGGACGUGGACAUGGACGUGGACGUGGACGUGGACGUGGACAUGGACGUGGACGUGGACGUGGACGUGGACGUGGACGUGGACGUGGACAUGGACGUGGACGUGGACGUGGACGUGGACGUGGACGUGGACAUGGACGUGGACAUGGACUUGGACGUGGACGUGGACGUGGACGUGGACGUGGACAUGGACGUGGACGUGGACGUGGACAUGGACGUGGACGUGGACGUGGACGUGGACAUGGACGUGGACGUGGACGUGGACAUGGACAUGGACGUGGACGUGGACGUGGACAUGGACGUGGACGUGGACGUGGACGUGGACGUGGACGUGGACGUGGACGUGGACGUGGACGUGGACGUGGACGUGGACAUGGACGUGGACUGGACGUGGACGUGGACGUGGACGUGGACGUGGACAUGGACGUGGACGUGGACGUGGACGUGGACGUGGACGUGGACGUGGACGUGGACGUGGACGUGGACGUGGACGUGGACGUGGACGUGGACGUGGACGUGGACGUGGACAUGGACAUGA